UUUUUUUUUCUCCCAGGCUGUUCUGUUCCACCACAUCUGCAAGUGCUCAUAACUUUGCCAUAUGUAGCAACUGGUGGCCAUCAGCAUUGCUGAUUGCUGUGAUGUGUUGUAAACAUUUGUUAGCAUUUGUGUUUCCAAAGUAGCAAGAGGGAUUGCACACCUGAGUCUGGAGUGCAUCCAUUUCCCCCCAUGCAAGAAAUAAUGUAAUGCAAGAAUUUAUGCUCAUAGCCGGAAUUCCAGGUGUAUUAGGUUGCAUUGAUUGCACCCACGUUGCCAUUCAACGCCCACGCUCCCCGCAAGCAGAAGUUUUCCGCUGCAGGAAAGGCUACUUUUCCGUAAAUGUUCAAGCUGUUUAGCUAAAGUUUUUCAAUAUUGUUGCACGGUGGCCAGGAAGUGUCCAUGACAGCAGAAUAUUAAAUAACAGCCGCAUCUGCCAGGAGUCAGAGGAUGGAAUGUUUGAGGGCCAUCUCCUUGGUGAUAAUGGGUGUCCAUGUCGCAAGUACUUGCUUACACCAAUUAUUGACCCAAACAACAUCCAUGAACAAAGAUACAAUGUGGCACACAUUAAAACACGCAGCACAAUUGAGCGUGCAUUUUUGGUGUUCUUAAAAGAUUCUCUUGUUUUGGAAAUAAAUGAGAACAAGUCUGAAAAGACCUAAAGUUAUUUGCAUGUGCAAUGCUACAUAACCUGGCUAUUCAGUACAGGGUAGCGGAGCCAGAAAUACAUGCAGAUGACUCUAAUGAAAAUCCUGUUGAUUUAAUGACACACCAUUCAGAUCCAUAAAAAAAACAAAGAAAUAUUCAGGGAAGUGUUAGAAGCCAGGAAACAUAAGUCAAUAUUUCUGAUGGCAUAAGCUGACAUUAAGUUUUCUAUAACGGAAUGUUAUUUUUUCAUCAUGCUUUUCCUGUAAAAUUAUUGUAAUAAUGCAGCUUGUUUUAUGAUUUUUUUCUGACUUUGA
Penaeus monodon (black tiger shrimp) is the source of this 959-nucleotide messenger RNA. Its product is annotated as putative nuclease HARBI1. The record is from RefSeq and is a predicted model, not a curated record. NCBI's taxonomy places the organism in Eukaryota, Metazoa, Arthropoda, Malacostraca, Decapoda, Penaeidae.